AUGCGCCUUCUAAAGGCUGAAGCUGAUGGUCGUGUCGUCUUAACAGAAUGUUUUCCGCCAAACAUACCCAAAUAUGCGAUCCUGUCUCACACUUGGGGCCCCCCAGACCAAGAGGUCACCUUCCAAGACAUCAGCGAUGGUACAGCGGCGAGCAAGAGGCAAACCGCCGCUGACGGUUUGCAGUACUUCUGGAUAGACACGUGCUGCAUUGACAAGACGAGCUCAGCUGAGUUGACCGAAGCGAUCAACUCCAUGUUCGAAUGGUACAGAGAAGCGCAACAUUGUUACGUGUACCUGUCAGACGUCUCAACUGCAACCGACGACGGUAGGCAGGCCGAUUCUGUUUUACGGCUCUGGGAUGCUCAGUUCCGCAAGAGUAACUGGUUUAAGCGCGGAUGGACGCUUCAGGAACUUCUUGCCCCUGGAUCAGUCAAGUUCUUCUCCGUACAAGGCGACAUUCUAGGGAACAGGAUGUCUUUGAAGAAUGCCAUCCAUACUGUGACUAACAUUGAGGUGUCUGCACUUGAUGGUCGUCCGCUCUACGACUUCCCUGUGCACAAGAGAUUGCAAUGGUCGAGCAGUCGCACGACCACGAAAGAAGAAGAUGCGGCUUACUGCCUGCUUGGGAUCUUUGGCGUCUACCUUCCACUCAUCUACGGAGAAGGGAAGACGAGUGCAAUGAACCGAAUG
Molecule: messenger RNA, 690 nt
Organism: Truncatella angustata
Lineage: Eukaryota; Fungi; Ascomycota; Sordariomycetes; Amphisphaeriales; Sporocadaceae
Product: heterokaryon incompatibility protein-domain-containing protein
Exons: 1
Source: RefSeq, a predicted model, not a curated record